Messenger RNA from Bactrocera tryoni, 1713 nucleotides. RefSeq lists its product as uncharacterized. NCBI's taxonomy places the organism in Eukaryota, Metazoa, Arthropoda, Insecta, Diptera, Tephritidae. The record is from RefSeq and is a predicted model, not a curated record. Bases 581 to 1363 code for a protein of 260 amino acids. The transcript is spliced from 2 exons.
CACGAAUCAAUUUCUAUUUGAAGGUAUUGAAAGGAAAUUAAUUAUCGCGAGUUUUGCAUUUUUUAUACUCAUCUACACUCGCGGAUUCUGUGUAAGUCACCACCGCUUAUCAUUUAAAGUCAUUCGGGGUUGUUUCCAUAAGUUUCACCCAAGACGAACCCUCAUGCAUAACUACAAAAAACUGCUCUCCACUCUCGCAAGGGUGUUUUUUACAUGCAUAAUUGUGCCCCUGCCAGCUUGCCUGACUAACGAUAUAGCUACCCCUUCCACCGUCGCGCUUUACACAAUCUUACCACAUGGGUAUUGUUUAUGAUUUAAAAAAGAGACACAAAAGCAGGUACGUGCUCGUGAACUCCAAACAUAAACUCCGACAGAAUUAUGUAUGUAGAUAAGGGUAGAAAAAAAGUAAUCUCGCUUUUUUACUAAUUACAAUGAUAUCGAGAAACGUCGAGCCAGCAAGAAGGAAAUCUUAAUUUUUGGAAAUCAGUUGCUUGGCGUAUUUCAUCUCAGCCACAAUUGUUCUCCAAUAUUAUUAAACAGUUUUUAUUGCUAAGUUACAGUCAUUCAGAGCCAUUCAAAUAUGGAAAAUAAGAAGGAGUAUUUACGUUGUUUGAUGCUUUUCUAUUUCCGCAAAAAUAAAACAGCUACCGAGACGAAAAGAAAGAUUUGUGCGGUGUAUGGCAAUGAUGCUGUCAGUGAGCGAGUGGUACAAAUUUGGUUUUCAAAAUUUCGAAAGGGCGACACAAGUUGUGUGGAUGGACAACGUACUGGUCGUCCUGGAGUGGCAGAUUGUGAUAAAGUGAAAAUGUUAAUCGAAAGAAAUCCACAUUUUACUACAAAAAAAAUUGCCGAAAUAAUUAGUUUAUCAGAAAAAACCGUUGCUGACUACUUACUACGUCUGGGAUAUGUAGUUAAUGGGGAUGGUUGGCGCUUUGACGACUCUGCUGCAAAAUGUAAUGACAACAACAGCAACGAAUCACUUAAUGAUGAGGAGACUAGUGUUGCAGAGACGGAAGCAAUCGGUUACUGCAACGAAGAAUUUGCAUACGAACAUGCUCUCAAUUGUAAUGUUCAAAUCGCCCCAACGGAAGAAAGCAGCCCCAUUCCCCGUCCACCAUCUGCUUCUUUCGCGGACUUUACAUAUAUUGAAAAUGAUAACUACCACGAUAUUAUAAUAGCAGGAAAAGAAAAUGAUAACAUUGGCAACACCGGUUCAACUACUUUGCCCUCAUUUUCGGAAUUUUUUUCCAAUAUUUAUACCAGUUACCUUAGAGGUGACGACGGAUAUUGUGCAAUCGAAAAUAUAAAUAUCAACUCUGUGGAUACUUUUAAUGGUGGAUACCCGUUAAAAAGUUACGAUUAAAUUAUAAUCUAGUCAAACAAAAAACUGAAAAAUGUUGCAAUCAAAGAAGACUUAUUAUCUUCGAAAUCCUACGAAGAAACUUAGGUCUCUAAUAACAAACACAUAGUUCCUCUUUACUGCGAGUAUACACUAAUUUAUUGUAUUAUUAUAUAAAUACGUAUUUAAUCAAAUUUUCAGAGAGCAUUUACAUACUCUUUGUAUAACAAUGUUAUUAUUUCAAUAUUUAUUAUUUUUAAUGUAAGUGUCAUGUGAGACGCCACAAUUUAUAUAAAGAAAAUAAAAUCAUAACCUAAGCGAAACUUGAUUCCUAUUUAAAUGGCCUAGAAUAAAAAUGUAUAUUUUACGAGAAA